Molecule: messenger RNA, 1200 nt
Organism: Dujonia railenensis
Lineage: Eukaryota; Fungi; Ascomycota; Pichiomycetes; Serinales; Debaryomycetaceae
Source: the annotation of a GenBank genome assembly
AUGGAAAGACUUAGACUACUUGGAAGCGGAGCCGGUGGAUUAGGCGGAAGUGGAGGCGCACCACCACCAUCGGAUGGCCCAGCGAUUGAUAACGCAGAAACGGUAUACAUUUCAUCGUUAGCACUUCUCAAGAUGCUUAAGCAUGGUCGUGCUGGAGUCCCUAUGGAAGUCAUGGGGUUGAUGCUUGGAGAGUUUGUCGAUGAUUUCACAAUUCACGUUAUCGAUGUAUUUGCCAUGCCGCAAUCCGGUACAGGUGUUUCUGUUGAAGCGGUUGAUGACGUUUUCCAGACCAAGAUGAUGGAUAUGCUUAGGCAAACAGGUAGAGACCAGAUGGUUGUUGGAUGGUACCACUCGCAUCCUGGUUUUGGUUGUUGGUUAUCGUCAGUCGAUGUCAAUACCCAACAAUCUUUCGAACAGUUGAACAAAAGAAGUGUCGCCGUAGUCAUUGAUCCAAUUCAAUCUGUGAAGGGGAAGGUAGUUAUUGAUGCCUUCAGAACUAUCGACACCACCACAUUAAUGAUGGGACAAGAACCAAGACAAAGUACUUCCAACGUCGGUCAUUUGAACAAACCUUCCAUUCAAGCAUUGAUUCAUGGACUCAAUCGUCACUACUAUUCUUUAAACAUUGACUAUCACAAGACUGUUAACGAAACCAAUAUGCUCUUAAAUUUACAUAAGCAAGAUUGGCAAUCUGGUUUGAAGAUGCAAGACUAUGAACAUAAGGAGCACGAAAACUUACACAAGGUGGAAGGAAUGGUGAAAAUUGCCAAGUUGUAUAACGAAAGAAUUGUGGAAGAGAAGGAAUUUGAAGAAGAGGUUGCUGCCGCUGCCAUUGCAGCAAAGGAAGCAAGCGAAGCCAAGGCAAUUGAGGCUGCUAUUUCCGAAGCUGCUGAUAACGGUGGUGCAACUACUACAGGAGGUGAUGAUGCCACGAACUCCGCAAGUUCUACAUCUCCAUCUGAAGGUUCUGAUAAAAACGCAGAUCGUGGUGACAAGUCUUCGACCGAAGUCACCUCUAAGACAAGCUCAUCUAAAGAAAAGGAAACUAAGUCUGGACCAACGGUGGAAGAACAACUUAAAACAAGAUACGUUGGUAAACAAGAUCCUAAGAAGCAUUUAAGUGACACUGCAGAGAAGGCAAUUGAAGACAACAUCCUUUCCUUGCUCACUGGAAAUGUUAACAGUUUGGCAAUCCAUUAA